GGCGGGGCGAGGCAGGGGCAGCAGGAGGGCCACGCUCUGGCUGCUGGCACUGUGCAAAGGAGACCAUGUCCGGGGGCAGCAGCUGCAGCCAGACCCCAAGCCGGGCCAUCCCCGCCAAUCACCGGGUUGUCCUCAGCGACGGAGUGCAGCUGCCCCCCGGAGACUACAGCACCACCCCCGGCGGCACGCUCUUCAGCACCACCCCGGGAGGUACCAGGAUCAUCUACGACCGGAAGUUCCUGAUGGAGUGUCGGAAUUCACCUGUGACCAAAACACCCCCACGGGACCUGCCCACCAUUCCGGGGGUCACUAGCCCUGUAAGCGAUGAGCCCCCACCAGAAGCCAGCCAGAACCACCUGCAAAACAGCCCCGAAGAAAAGCCAGCAGGCGGUGAAGAGUCACAGUUUGAGAUGGACAUUUAAGGGACCAGCCAGCAGAUUGAGCAAUGCCUCUGGGCCCCGCUGGUCCUUCUCGGGAGAAGAGUCACACCCGCCAUUUAUCAUCCUGGGCAGGCGCUGGGUGUGGGUCAACCGCCCCGGUCCUCUGCUCCCUCAGGCAGGGCACCUGCUCCCCCUUCCUCCUGGAGAACACCAGCAGAUACCUCUAUGUGCCUCCAUUCACGCAGGGGCUCGCACCCCGCACCCCACGGGGAGUGACUCUUGAGCACACACCCUGCAGCCUGGGGCCAGGAGGUGGACACAGAAGAGCCCUUCUGAAUGAUUACGGCCCUUUCUCUGAAGGCACACCCACCCCUUCCUUAGGUUGGUGUGCCUGCGUAAGUUCCCCUCCCCCUGCUUCCCCAAGAGAGGAAAUAAAAGCCACCUUCACCCCAGGGCCAAGAGUUGGCCCCUGUCUGAGGUCUUUUCAACUCCAUAUGGAUAAUUAACACCAACUGCUAAUUUGCACAGUGCAUGUAAAGCACUUUCCUAUAUACCAUCUCAUUUGAUUCUCAUGCUGAUCCUGUGACCUAAGCAGGGCAAGUGUCAUCCUCAUUUUACAUCUCAGAAGACCAGCUCAGAAGUUAAAAUCGCACACUAGUAAAGAGACAUGGGAUGGGACGGACCAGGUUUGAACUGUGCUACUCUCCGUCUCUUGUUUUUCAGUGGUGGGUGCCACCUCUUUUCUGGGCCUCAUUUCCUCAAGCCGGGCAAGUGACCUGUCACCUUCACUUUGUGCUCCAUUCCCUGCAGGAGUCAAAGGGAAGAACCUGAGCCUUGGCCAACAUAGAACCUCUUUGAUCCAUGUACCCCUGGUGUUUGUUGACUGAUCCUUUGUGUGGGCUCUCAUGAAGGAUACAAACAUGAAACGAGCUCAUUUCCUUGACCGUUUCAUUGAAACACAUGAUAUACCCAUAAGAGAAGUCACACACAAAAAAAUUGUGUAGG
Messenger RNA from Pteronotus mesoamericanus, 1385 nucleotides. RefSeq names its product eukaryotic translation initiation factor 4E binding protein 1 (gene EIF4EBP1). The transcript is spliced from 3 exons. Gene Ontology annotation, biological process: negative regulation of translational initiation. Gene Ontology annotation, cellular component: cytoplasm. The coding region runs from base 66 to 422 and encodes 118 amino acids. Gene Ontology annotation, molecular function: eukaryotic initiation factor 4E binding. NCBI's taxonomy places the organism in Eukaryota, Metazoa, Chordata, Mammalia, Chiroptera, Mormoopidae. The record is from RefSeq and is a predicted model, not a curated record.